Molecule: messenger RNA, 3186 nt
Organism: Guillardia theta CCMP2712
Lineage: Eukaryota; Cryptophyceae; Pyrenomonadales; Geminigeraceae
Exons: 16
Coding region: 1-3186 (1061 amino acids)
Source: RefSeq, a predicted model, not a curated record
AUGCCUGGGGAGCACAGGGAUGUAAGAGACCUACACUUCGCGGAGACUUUGGUCCGCGAUUUGUUGUUCAGUGCUCGCAAGGGGGUGGCUGGAAAUCUUGGUCCCAGCCUCAGUCUUACACACCCUCUUGCUGUUGUCGGCAACAAUGGUGAGUUCCUAGGCAAUGCCUCACUGAGAGUGUCGGAGGAAAGAAGGCAGCAUGUCAUUGACCUCGCGCCCAAAUUUCGAAAUGCGCUCGGGACACCUGAACUGUCGAAUGCCACAUGUGGUUUGGUGAAGAAGAAUGGUUUGGUAGUUGCAGCAGAGAGGCAGGGCGACCGGAUAAAAGUCAUGAAGAUCGGAGACGCCGAUAAGGUCAUAGGGAGGGUUGCCCUGAGGGAGCCAGGAAAGACCCAUCCAAUGAGGGUACUGGUGAUGGGAGGAAAGGAAGAAUACCGUUCGAAGCUCCUCUGCGAGAGAUUGCAAGUGUCCUCCCUGAAUUACAUGAUGGAGCUGAAAGAAGACGAAAUGAGCUUGCAGAAGAAAAAGCUUGAGUCUGAUGAGACCACACUGAAAGCCCUAGAGGAUCGCCUGUCUAGGCGGAGGGCGGCCUUCAAGUUCAUUGCCACGUUCUCAGAGGAGAAGAAGAACGCCGUCUUCCUCGAGAUGUCGCGCAGGAUCGGAGAGCUGUCUGAAAUGAUACAGAACAAAUCGAAGAAUCUCGAGUGGAACAUGGACGAGGAGGAGAGGGCCGACAAGUAUGCUAAGAUCGAGGAUGAGCACUCCCGGCUCAGCCGGGAAUUUGAAACUUUCAGGAGCUCGCAAGGGCGCUCCUCUGCUUUCGCUCAGGGAUCUGAGUGGCUGGUGGAGGACCAGAAGACUCUGCUGGGGUUGGAAGCAGCGGAGCUGUUCUUCCGGGGGGUGAACGACUCCUCCUCUCUCGAGACCUUCUCGUCCCCUGCUGGUUUCUGGGACGCAUUCUGCAAGGAGGCAUGCUCAGAGAUUGGGGAGGAAGACGCCAGGAUUCUGUUUUCGGGGGAGAUGUUCCUGAGCACAACCCGGUCAGAGGUCGAGAGUGAACUGUCACCGCCAGAUAACUUUAUCUUCGUCCUUGCCCCAGAUAUUGUUCAGGAGGAGCUCGAUGAGGAAAAACACCACCAUAAGGUCGCGAAGCUGAGGAGGAGGAUGCUGCCAAAGUUGGGUGAGCUGCUCGUUCUGCUGAAGAGUUCGGACAUCGACAACUCUGGGACGGUGGACAAGACUACAUUCCUGCGAGCACUGGAGUCUGUGAACUUGUUGCAAGUCAUCUCCAAGCAGGAAGCGCUCGAGGUCUUCUCUCUUCUCGGCCCAGAUGUGUCAGGAUACGUUGAGUACAGCGACCUGAGAGACUUGAUCGGAGUAGCCAACUCGCAAAUCAAAUCUGAAAUGGAUCAAGCUGCUGCUUUCAAAUGCAUAGCCUCCACAUGUGACAAGAUCAUUGUGCUCUUGGAUGGCAAGUCGUCUCGUUACAACUGUUUCCAACUUUUCGCUUUUCAAAUCCUCCCGCAAGAUCUAAUGCUGAUGCCUAGGACGGAGCUCGAAAUCAUCAAAGACUUGUACCAGUCGGAUCCGUCAAAGGUCCAUUUCGCUUGCGUGAGUCACCACAACCAUCGCGAUGCUCUCGCGCGAUCGUUGGCAGAGCUGCUUGGCGACCGCGCGUUAGAGAGCGUCCCGCUGGUCUCCUCCCUUGCUCAAGGUUUCACGUCCGAGCUCUCAAAGGAGCAGCAACAGAUCGUGUCCCUGUGCAAAGAUGUCUCCGAUGUCCUCAGGAGUGUGUUGUUGAGGCUCAACAACUUGUACCAGCAAGCGAAUGACCCAGCAGACGGCAGGAAGCCGCAUUCUUGCGUGCUAGACCGAAGCGCGAUAGCUAGAGCCAAUCAGGAGCUUUCGGAAAUCCUCAAGUUCUACACCCGCAAACUCUCGUCGACCAAUCAACUUUUACAUCGCCUGAAGCAAGUCAUCAAAUUUGCAAAGCAAAACUCUGACUCCAUGCUGGACAACUCGGGGGUUCUGAUUAUGUCUCUGGAGGAGAGAACGAGGAAGUGGAAUCGGCAAGAGGAGCGGGCAGAAAAGAUCAAGCAAGAGGUAUCGCGCAAAGAGAUCGGGAAAUGGUUGACGUGGGAACACAUCGAGGUGGGGCGGCAGGAGCUCUGGCUUGCAAGCUUGUCAGUCUCAUCGGAAUGCAUCAACAUCUUCAGAUCGAAGAGGAUCGACUCGCUCAAGAAGCUCCUGCGGGUCAAGGUUGAUGAGCUCAAGGAUUGGGACGUCGAUAUUGGGCUCAAGGACCUCAAGGCUUUCUACUCUCAGAAGCAAGUCUCCUUCCUACAGGAAGGCCUGUGGUGGCUGCUCAACACGGAGGCUCCCAACCAUGACAAGCUGAAGCUUGAGUUCCCGGAGCAUCUCCUUCACGACCAGGGAGCGGGAAAGCAGACCAACCUCAAGGGACUUAGAGCAGGCGACCUCACGGUCGUAGACUUGGCGCACCAUGGCAGCUACCUCCUAAAGGUCCCCGAGGCAAGCGACACCAUGCAUGUCUGCAAUCCUGCCUCUCACGUAGCCUGCAGCGAGCGGAGCUGGAAAGGUCAGGCAGCAUACAUCGACUCGGAGGAUCUCGGAGUGAUGUACGGCAUCCUGCGAGGAGAUGUAGAGUGUAGCAAGAACAGCCUGGCGCUGCUUCGACAAGGCCUACAACUGUUCUUGACGGGACAAGUUCCACCACAGUUGCUCACUGAGCUCAUCGAUGAUCUGCGACAAGAGGCCGAGGAAGUCGUGGGACAUCAGUCGCCUGAAGCUCAAGGCGGAGAACCUCUCAACCUCUCGCAGUUCAGUAGGAGGAGGAAGACUCCGUCCAGCUCCGUCCACCAACGACGGUGGAGGUUGGAGGAGGUCGAGAAGGAGCAACUGGCGUCUUCGUCGGACGAGGAGGAGGGGGAUGGGGAUGGGAGCGAGGGAGGCACUUGGUCCGAGCGGCUGCGGGCCUGCCUGGAGAAUAUCUUCGUGGCAGUGUCGGGAGGAGGUGUCAUCGCUGAUGGGACGAAGCUGGAGCAGGAGAUGCUACGACACCGCGGCUUCCGGCGCGUGCUCAAGACGGCAAGGAAGAGCUUCGAGAUGGGGCAGGAGAUGCUGCGGGUGUUGGAGCCGGAGGGCGAGCACGACCUCGUACGAUGA